AUGGCUUCUUCCCGGGAGCGGCUCUGCGAGCUCUGGAUGCUCUACUUCGCCAAGCCCAAAAUCGGGGUGACACGGUGCACCCCAAAUGCUGCCAGGCCCGAGGAGGCGGGCUCCGAGAUCCCGGCGCUGCCGCGGGAGGUGCUGCAGGUGCUGAGCCAGCGGCUGGGGCACAGCGUGGCGCUGGGGACGCGCGCCGGGGACCGCGCCGCCGGGCUGGGCCAGGCGCUGCUGCUCCUCAAGUUCUUCAGCAUCAUCUGCAGGAACCUGGAGAACAUCCAGCCCGACCGGAGCCCCGGCUGCCUCCCGCACGUGCUGCGGCUGCUGCGGCUCUGCGGGAGCCAGCUGCGGAACAUCCCGGGGGACGAGCGGAGCCGGGCACAGCUGGAAAACAAGGGGACACAGCUGGAGAGCCAGCAGAACGGGGCACAGCUGGAAAACGGGGCACAGCUGGAGAAGGGGACACUGCCGAAAAAUGGGGCACAGCUGGAGAGCCAGCAGAAUGGGACACAGCUGGAAAACGGGACACAGCUGGAGAAGGGGACACGGCCGGAAAAUGGGACACAGCUGGAAAAUGGGGCACAGCUGGAGAGCCAGGCACAGCUGGAGAGCCGGGCACAGCUGGAAAACGGGAUGCUGCACGCCCUGCACCUCUGCGAGUGCUUCCUCGACCCCUACCAGACCUGGCGGCGGCAGCUGAGCGGGGAAUCCAUCAGCUCCAAGGAGAAGAGCAAAUACAAGUUCGCGCCCGCUCCGCUGCCCCCCGAGUUCGGUGCCUUUUUCCAAGAGAGUUUCCAAGGUGGGAAGCAGCUCCCGGAAACGAUCCAGCUCCGGAUUAUCCAUCUUUUUGGAGCCAUCCUCUCCGGAUCCAAGGUACCCAUGGGAGCUCCUCAUUCCAGGGAUAAACCCCAAAGUUUUGUUCAUUCCAAGGCUGGAAUUAAACCAGUGAAUUUUCCAAAGCUUUUAAAAAUCAUGUGUAUCAUUCCAGCCUUAAAUUCGGUGGGAUCGGCUCAGAAACACGCCAUCCCGGCCAUGCUGAGCUGCCAGGACCGGCCGGUGCUCCAGGCUGUGUUCCUCAGCAACAACUGCUUCGAGCACAUCAUCCGCCUGCUCCAGAACAGCAAGCUCUACCUCGGCGGCUCGCGGGAGGCGGGUGAAGCCCGGGACGAGGUUCCCACGUGGAACGGGGAUGGACUCCAGCAGGUCAACGCCAGCAGCUCCGACGCCAUCGCUGUCCACGCCCUCGGGGUGCUCACGGCCAUCAUGAGCAACUCGCCGUCAGCCAAGGAGGUGUUCAAGGAGCGCAUCGGCUACGCCCACCUCUACGAGGUGCUGAGGAGCCAGGGUCAGCCCACCCAGCGUCUGCUCCAGGAGCUCCUCAACAUGGCAGUGGAGGGUGACCACAGCUCCUUCCCGGUGCGUCCCAUCCGCAACGAGCAGCCCCUGCUGAUCCUGCUGGCCUGGCUGCCGGCGCUGGAAUGCCGGGAUCUCCAGGUGUUCCUGUCGGUGUGGCUGCGGCGGCUCUGCGAGGCCUCCCUGCCCAGCCGCCUCACCUGCGUCAAGGCGGGCAUGGUGGGCUCCCUGCUGGGCGCCCUGGCCACCGAGCCGGCGCUUCCCAGCGCCUGCUCCCAAAACCUGCUGGAGCUGCUGCGCUCCUUGGGCAGCCUCUCCAUCCGGCCCGGGGAGCUGCGGCAGCUCCUGCGGCUGCUGCGGCGCGAGCGGGGCCGGGGGCCGCACCCCUACGUGGCUCCGGUCAUCCGGGCGCUGUCCGGCAUGGCCAGGGGCGAGGGACCUCCGCGGGCGCUGCAGAGCUUCGACCUGAGCCCCGGCAUGGCCGGGAUCAUGGUGCCCACCAUCCAGAAGUGGCCCGGCGGCGCCUUCGCCUUCCACGCCUGGCUGUGCCUGAGCGAGGAGGAGCCGGAGCCGCUGGCGAGGCCGAAGAGGAGGCAGCUCUACAGCUUCUUCACGGCGGGCGGGACGGGCUUUGAGGCGUUCUUCACGGCGGGCGGCGUGCUGGUGGUGGCCGUGUGCACCAAGAAGGACUACAUGACAGUGGCACUGCCCGAGUUUGCCUUCAACGACUCUGCCUGGCACUGCAUUGACAUCGUCCACGUUGCCGGCCGCCGGCCCUUCGGCCAGAACAUCGUCAGCAUCUACGCCGACGGACACCUGCGGAAAACGGCGCAGCUCCGCUUCCCCUCCCUCCACGAGUCCUUCACCUCCUGCUGCAUCGGCUCCGCGGGCCACCGGACCACCACGACGGCCGCCACCGCUGCCAGCCACCCGCCGGCACUGCACGGGCCGGAGCUGGUCUUCACCCAGCACCCUGUGCUGGGACGCUCCCAGUCUGUCCCCGCCACCCUCGGUCCCCACUCCUGGACCCCCACCCAGCUGCCCACGGAGGGGGUGGUGGCCACCACGGCAGCCGGAAGCCAGGACACGGAGUGGGGCAGCCCCACCUCGCUGGAGGGUCACCUGGGCUCCGUGGCCAUCUUCUGCGAGGCUCUGCAGCAAGCCCAGGUCAAGGCUCUCUUCUGUGCAGGACCAAAUGUCACAUCCCCGUUCACACUGGAAGGUGACUUGGUGGAGCUCAGCAGUAAACUCUUGCUGUACUACACCCCCCAGGCCUGCAGGAACAACAUCUGCUUGGACCUCUCUCCCAGCCACGGAUUGGACGGGAGGCUGACGGGACACAAGGUGGUCAACUGGGACAUCAAGGACGUGGUCAACUGCGUGGGUGGGAUGGGGGUGCUCCUGCCCCUGCUCGAGCAAGUGGUGUCCAAGACGGAGGAGCCCGAGGAUGAGCAGGAGACCAACGACCUGGUGGGGCCGGAGCUGACAUCCUCCAGGAACGCCCAGGGCAUGCUCAUCCCGCUGGGGAAGUCCUCGGAGAGCAGGCUGGAGAGGAACAGCGUGGCCGCCUUCCUGCUGCUGGUGAAGAACUUCCUGCGGAACCACGCCGUGAACCAGGAGAGCCUGGUGCAGUGCCACGGCCCGGCCAUCAUCGGAGCGCUGCUGCACAAGGUCCCUGGCACGCUACUGGACAUGAGCGCCUUGAUGGCCUCGCAGAUCCUCAUGGAGCAGGUGGCUUCCGAGGGCAGCGGGCUCCUGCUGCACCUCCUCUACCAGCACCUCCUCUUCGACUUCCGCAUCUGGAGCAACAGCGACUUCGCCGUGCGCUUAGGUCACAUCCAGUACCUGGCCAGCGUGGUCAAGGACCACAAGCAGCGCAUCCGCAAGAAGUACGGGGUGCAGUUCAUCCUGGACUCCAUCCGGACCUACUACGGGGAGAAGACCACGGCCACCGAUGACGUCAGGACGGUGCAGACGUCCCUUUUCAGCCUGGUGAAGGAUUUCUUCUGCAGGAGCUUCUCCGGGGAGGAGAUGCAGAGCUUGCUGAACUACCUGGCAGGGGCACAGGACGAGCAGCAGGUCUGUGGAGCACUGGAGGUGAUCCACAGCCUGCUGAAGGGCUCCCCAGCCCAGGAGCAGCUCUUCGCCUUCCUCUUCGAGCCGGGCCAUGUGGAGCUGCUCUUUUCCCUGCUGGUGCAGAAGAGGUUCUCGGAUGAAGUGAGGGAAAGGGUCUUCAAGGUCCUCUACAAGAUGCUGAAGUACGAGAAGGUCCCUGAGCGCAGCAAGAGCCGCCUGAAGCUGAAGGACAUCGGGUACCACGGGCUCAUCUCCUACCUCAGCGACAUUCCCGGCUCCAUGCUGCUCUUCCGCUGCCUCUCGGAGCAGGUCCUGGGGGCAGACCCUCCCAACUACAAGGACCUGGUGGCCGUGGUGUACCUGUCCCACCGGGCUGAGCUGAGCAUCCGACUCGACAUCUGCCGCAAGCUCUUCCACCUGAUCUACGCGCAGCAGGACCUGGUGAAGCAGCUGGCCAGGCUGGCCGGCUGGCAGGACACGCUCACCAAGCUCUACGUGAAGGAGUCCUACGAGUGCCGCCAGCGCGGCCGGAGCGCCGCGGGCUGCCCGGAGCCGCUGCGCCUGUCCGAGCCCUCCGGCAAGGACGGGAUGAGCCCGCCGCCCGCCGAGCUCCAGGAGCUCGAUGUCUUCCUCCCGCUGGGAUACGAGGCCUCGGACCAGGAGCUCUCCGAGGGCUUCUCCGACCACUCCAUCUCCCCGAGCGGCCGCACCAAGUCCUUCCACUCCUACAACUUCAAGUCCUUCGACUCCUCGGACCGGGCCAGCCGCUCGUCCUCCAACCCCGGGGACGGUCCCGCCUUCGACGGCGUCUACCACCCGCUGUCCCCCUUCUCCACCUCGCCCUUCGACCUGGGGCUGGACCUGGCCAGCACCAGCUCCAUGGCCACGGCCGAGAGCGGCACCCAGACCCCGGCCAGCGGCCCCGGCACCCCCUCGCCCCUGGAGAGCUUCAAGCCCUUCCCGGGAAUGCGAGCGCGCAAGAGCUCCAGCCUGUCCAACGUCCUGGAUGAGAGCAGCUACCAGGACGCGCUGCCCAGCGACAACGUCUCCAACACCAGCAACCCCCAGCAAACCCCCGAGGAGGAGCUGUGCAACCUCCUGACCAACAUCAUCUUCUCGGUGACGUGGCGCGGGGUCGAGGGCUGCGACGAGGCGGCCUGGAGGGAGCGCGGCCAGGUCUUCUCCGUGCUCACCAAGCUGGGCACGGCCUGCGAGCUGGUGCGGCCCCCGGACGAGAUCAAGCGCAGCCUGCUGGAGAUGAUGCUGGAGUCGGCGCUGACGGACCUGAAGGAGUCGGGCCCGGCCGCGCUGCCCGGGCUCAGCCACAACGCCCUGAAGCUGCUGCGGCUGCUCCAGGAUUUCCUCUUCUCCGAGGGACACAACAACCAGGCGCUGUGGAGCGAGAAGAUCUACGAGGGGGUCAGCAGCCUGCUGGACAAGCUGGGCGUGUGGCACCACCUGGCCGACGGCACCUCGGACCUCAAGGAGAUGGCGCAGACGGGGCUGCGGGUGCUGGUCGGGUACAUCCUGCUGCAGGACCCCCAGCUGCACUCGCCGGCCUACGUGAAGCUGCACAGCCUCCUGCAGACCACGUCGGCCCCGCGGCGGGACGAGGCCUGUUACCUGCUGGGGAAGCUGGAGACGCCCCUGCGGCGUUCCCUGGAUUCCAGGUCGGAGACCUUCUCCUGGCUGGUGCCCAUCAUCCGCACGCUGAUGGAUCAGUGCUACGAGACCCUGCAGCUGCAGCAGUUCCUGCCCUCGCUGCCCCCCACCAACGGCAGCCCCACCUUCUACGAGGACUUCCAGCUCUUCUGCACCACCCCAGAGUGGAGGGGCUUCAUCGAGAAGCACGUGCAGCCCACCAUGGCCCAGUUUGAGAUGGACACGUUUGCCAGGAGCCACGACCUGAUGUCCAAUUUCUGGAACGCCUGUUACGACGCCUUGAUGAGCAGCUCCCAGCGCCGGGAGCAGGAGAAGGCGGCCAGCCGCAAGUUGUUCCAGGAGCUGGUGCUGGAGCCGGCGGCGAAGCGCUGCAAGGCGGAGAACGCGCGGCACGCCAACGUCCUCAAGCAGACCAACAACCAGCACAGCACCGUGCUCAAGCAGUGGCGCUCCCUGUGCCGCCUGCUCACCUCGCCCCGCUCCGCCUGGGCCGACCGGAACCCGCCGGAGGUUCGCUGGAAGUUGUCAAGUGCCGAGACCUACUCCCGGAUGAGGCUGAAGCUGGUGCCCAACCUCAAUUUCGACCAACACUUGGAGGCCAGCGCCCUACGGGACAAUCUGGGAGCUGACCACCUCCAGAACCCCGCCGAGUCCCUCCCGCUCGCCAUGGCCAAGGAGGCCAAGGUGAGCGAGCUGGAGGAUGACCAGCUGGCCGAGGAGGACCUCCCUGUCCUGGACAACCAGGCUGAGCCCAAGGAGCAGAACCAGCGGGAGAAGCUGGUGGUGUCGGAGGACUGCGAGCUCAUCACGACGGUGGCCGUGGUCCCUGGGCGCCUGGAGGUGACAACCCAGCACGUUUAUUUCUACGACGGCAGCAGCGAGAAGGAGGAGACGGAGGGAGGGAUCGGCUACGACUUCAAGCGCCCCUUGUCCCACCUGCGCGAGGUCCACCUGCGCCGCUACAACCUGCGCCGCUCCGCCCUCGAGCUCUUCUUCAUCGACCAGGCCAACUACUUCCUCAACUUCAGAAAGAAGGUGAGGAACAAGGUGUAUUCCUGCAUCCUUGGCCUGCGGCCCCCCAACCAGACCUAUUUCGGCAGCCGGUCCCCCCAGGAGCUGCUCAAAGCCUCGGGGCUCACGCAGAAAUGGGUCCUGCGGGAGAUCUCCAACUUCGAGUACCUCAUGCAGCUGAACACCAUCGCGGGGCGCACCUACAACGACCUGUCCCAGUACCCCGUGUUCCCCUGGAUCCUGCGGGAUUACGUCUCCGAGACCCUGGACCUCACCAACCCCGCCGUGUUCCGGGACCUGUCCAAGCCCAUCGGGGUGGCCAACGAGCGGCACGCCCGCGACGUCAAGGAGAAGUACGAGAGCUUUGAGGACCCCACGGGCACGGUGGACAAGUUCCACUACGGCACUCACUACUCCAACGCUGCCGGGGUCAUGCACUACCUGAUCCGCACCGAGCCCUUCACCACCCUCCACAUCCAGCUGCAGAGUGGCAGGUUCGACUGCUCGGACCGGCAGUUCCACUCGGUACCGGCGGCGUGGCAAGCCCGCAUGGAGAACCCUGUGGACGUCAAGGAGCUCAUCCCGGAGUUCUUCUACUUCCCGGAGUUCCUGGAGAACCAGAACGGUUUUGACCUGGGCUGCCUGCAGCUCUCCAACGAGAAGGUGGGGGACGUGGUGCUGCCGCGGUGGGCGCGCUCCCGCGAGGACUUCAUCCGCCAGCACCGCAAAGCCCUGGAGUCGGAAUAUGUCUCCGCCCACCUCCACGAGUGGAUCGACCUCAUUUUUGGGUACAAGCAGCGCGGCCCGGCCGCCGUGGAGGCCCUCAACGUCUUCUACUACUGCACCUACGAGGGGGCCGUGGACCUGGACGCCAUCACCGACGAGACGCAGCGCAAGGCCCUGGAGGGCAUCAUCAGCAACUUCGGGCAGACGCCCUGCCAGCUGCUCAAGGAGCCGCACCCCGCCCGGCUGUCGGCAGAGAGCGCCGCCCGCAGGCUGGCCCACCUCGACACCCGCUCCCCCAACGUCUUCGAGAACCUGGGCCAGCUCAAGUCCUUCUUUGUGGAGGGCAUCAGCGAUGGGGUGGCCCUGGUGCAGGCCGUGGUCCCCAAGAACCAAGCCCAUUCCUUCAUCACUCAGGGAUCUGACAUCCUGGUCACCGUGAGUGCCAACGGCUUGUUGGGGACCCAUAACUGGCUGCCCUACGACAAGAACAUCUCCAACUACUUCAGCUUCACCAAAGACCCCACUGUCACCAACGCCAAGACCCAGCGCUUCCUGCAGGGCCCCUUCGCCCCCGGGGCCGACCUGAGCUCGCGCACGCUGGCCGUGUCCCCCGACGGGAAGCUGCUCUUCAGCGGGGGACACUGGGACAACAGCCUCCGUGUCACCUCGCUGGCCAAAGGCAAGGUCGUGGGGCACAUCACCCGGCACAUAGAUGUUGUCACCUGCCUGUCACUCGACCUCUGCGGCAUCUACCUCAUUUCUGGCUCACGGGACACCACCUGCAUGGUGUGGCAGGUCCUACAGCAGGGUGGCUUUUCCAGCGGCUUGGCUCCCAAACCCGUCCAGGUGCUGUACGGCCACGACGCCGAGGUGACGUGUGUGGCCAUCAGCACCGAGCUGGACAUGGCCGUGUCCGGCUCCAAGGACGGCACCAUCAUCACCCACACCGUGCGCCGGGGGCUCUUCAUCCGCUCCCUGCGGCCGCCCGGCGAGAGCUGUCCCCCCGCCGUCCUGUCCCACCUGGCCGUGGGGCCCGAGGGGCAGGUGGUGGCCCAAACCGCCGUGGGGCAACCCUCCUGCUCCAAGGAGAGGUUCGCGCUGCACCUGUACUCGGUGAACGGGAAGCUCCUGUCCUCCGUCCCGCUGGACCGGGAGGUGACAGCCAUGUGCCUGACCGAGGACUUCGUGGUGCUGGGGACCUCGGAGUGCGGGCUGGAGAUCCGCGAGCUCCAGAGCCUCAGGGCGGCCGUGCCCCCCGUGCCCAUGCGGGUGCCCGUGCGCAGCGUGUCCGUCACCAAGGAGAAGAGCCACAUCCUGGUGGGGCUGGAGGAUGGAAAGCUCAUCGUGGUGGGCGCCGGGCAGCCCGCGGAGGUGCGGCCGGGGCAGUUCCACCGGCGGCUCUGGCGUUCCACGCGGCGCAUCUCCCAGGUGUCGGCCGGGGAGACCGAGUACAACCCCUCCGAGGGCAGGGCCUAGGCUGGCACC
Messenger RNA from Lonchura striata (white-rumped munia), 8310 nucleotides. The record is from RefSeq and is a predicted model, not a curated record. NCBI's taxonomy places the organism in Eukaryota, Metazoa, Chordata, Aves, Passeriformes, Estrildidae.